AUGUCUUCAAUGCAAGCGGCCAUAGUCGAGGAGAUCCUCAUUCCCAACCAGCACCCCGACACGAUCGGUAUGAUGGUGAACUGGUGUUAUCGAAAGACUGUACCGUCCGUCUUACCACAUUUGCUGGCCAAUCCGUAUUCUGUCGAGGAGGUCCCGGACAUUCCGAACCUCCUGCCCCUCCGCCAGCUUGACAAAGAAUCAGACCAGGAUGGGUCCUAUGUUCAACACCAGGUGCUUACGGAAUGUCUCGGUGGCAACGUAACCACAGGGGCUACGAGAGAUGUCUCUUUUGAAGAGUUCAGACUCAUGAAGUACAAUGAAAUGGUCGACCCUGCGAUUCGGAGAUCCCAGGCCACCUACCAGAACACGGAAGAGAUGGAAGAGGCGGAAGACACGCUUUUGGAGGUGGAAGGACCGAGCGAAAAAGCAAUACGGGACGCCAUGACCAAAUAUCUCCAAGACGAAGGCGUGCCGGUGUUUGAGGCAAGCGAAGGACGCGUAGAAGCAGAGAUUCUACAAAUCAAGCUUGUCCGACUGGCCAUGUUGGCCACCAAGUACCGCUGGAAGCGGCUCCUGGACGACACACUGUUGGCAUACGCCAAGGGUAAGACUCUGUUCGCUCGCCGUUUCCCUGUUCCACGUCACAUCGAGCUGGCCUACUCUGUCAACAGAGGCUUGCCGCGUCUAAGGAUAUUCAUGGCCAAUUACGCCGCUGUUUUGACCAAGGAGUAUAACACCGAUGUCGAGUUGCUCAAUCUGCAUGGAAGGUGCCCAGGCUUCUUUCGGGACAACAUGAUGCGGCACACGCGCUCACCACCAAGCCGAUUAUCAGAUCCAAUUUCCAUAUCCCAUUACGAAGUGUGA
Molecule: messenger RNA, 864 nt
Organism: Colletotrichum higginsianum IMI 349063
Lineage: Eukaryota; Fungi; Ascomycota; Sordariomycetes; Glomerellales; Glomerellaceae
Exons: 1
Coding region: 1-864 (287 amino acids)
Source: RefSeq, a predicted model, not a curated record